Molecule: messenger RNA, 702 nt
Organism: Pichia membranifaciens NRRL Y-2026
Lineage: Eukaryota; Fungi; Ascomycota; Pichiomycetes; Pichiales; Pichiaceae
Exons: 1
Coding region: 108-647 (179 amino acids)
Source: RefSeq, a predicted model, not a curated record
AAAAAACUAAGUAAAAACGUAAAAGAAAAACCUUCCGCUCCAAAGCUCUUUAUUGUUACUCAACAAAAGAAAAAACAAAACAAUAGCUCUCAUCUUUUAUAGUGAAAAUGAAUAUCAGAUCCACAAUCUUACUUUCACUGUUGACUUCUAGUGCAGAAGCACACUUCCGUGUUCCUUUUCCUGGAGAAAGAAAUGCAACCAAUUGGGAUACUCAAACCAUAUCUCCAUGUGGCGGCGACAAUGCUGUAGUUUUUCCAAGGUAUGAAUGGAACCCAAAAGGUUCUCCGGUCGAGAUAAAUUACCAUCACAUGUACGGUGUCGGUGCUAUCUACUUUUGUGGCUCAGGAAACUGUACCACAGGUGCUGACUUUAACGAGCUAAUAUACGAACCCGUGGACCAAACAAAGGGUAACUUUUGUAUUCCAGCAGUCCAAUUACCAGAGAAGUACAACAAGAUAAACAGUACUGGUGUUAUUCAGAUAAUUUAUGGUGCACCUGGCAAAGAGGAUGGUGAGUACGACUUCAUGUACAACUGUAUUGAUGUCGUGGUCUCCAAUGAUGGCCCAACUUUUGACGGGCAAUGCUCUAAUUCUACGGAAUUUGCUGAAGCUGAUACUGUUGAGAUAAGAUGCCGAAGCCAAUCAUGAUCGAGGGAUAAGAGAUAAGAAUCUUAUCAUGAUAAGGUAUCUUAGGGUUGAGAUA